Venustampulla echinocandica is the source of this 975-nucleotide messenger RNA. RefSeq names its product Bet v1-like protein. The coding region runs from base 1 to 975 and encodes 324 amino acids. Gene Ontology annotation, molecular function: 2 iron, 2 sulfur cluster binding; iron ion binding. The record is from RefSeq and is a predicted model, not a curated record. NCBI's taxonomy places the organism in Eukaryota, Fungi, Ascomycota, Leotiomycetes, Helotiales, Pleuroascaceae. The transcript has 4 exons.
AUGGAAUCGCUGCGUAAGAGUCCGAGGACUCUCCCUGCAUCCUGGUACUGUAGUUCAGCUUUAUAUCAAUUAGAAAGACGAGGGGUUUUCAAGAAAGCCUGGCAUUUUCUUGGUCCAGUGACUCGUUUCCAGAAAGAGUUCGAGAAAGUCGUCUACGAGAUUGCGCAGGUGACAAUCGUCGUGGAGAACAAAACAGCAAAGAGGGAGGAUGGUACAGAUGGGAUCAUUGUUUAUGCUGAAGAUGAGAGUACGAAGAUCAAGAGUCACUUGACACCAAGUGGCCUCCUUUUUGCAACUCUUUCCGCCGAUAGUCCAAGCUUCGAAGAUUACUUCGGCGGACUCGAGGAAUUGACAAACAAAAUUGACUUCACGAAACUUCCCCAUCGUCGCAGCAUCUCAUAUGAGGGUCGUUUCAAUUGGAAAACCAUGAUUGAUGGAUAUCAAGAAUGCCUUCAUUGCCAAUACACCCACCCUACCUUCUCAAAGUACUACCCGCCCGCUUUCUACAAAGUAGAAAACCACAACAACUUCAGUCAGCACAUCGCCGAUCCCUCUAAACAAUCCGACGGCCUCUUUCUCUACUUCUUCCCCAUUUGCACCCUCAACGUCUAUGGCGGCGGUAUGUCCUCCUUCCGCACUUUACCCUCGCCCAACCCCGGCGUCUCGCGGAUGGAGUUCGAUUAUUACUAUUCGGGCACGGAUGAGGAGUUUGAGGAGUAUUUUAAGUUCGUGAGGCAGGUUGCUAUGGAGGAUUUUGAGCUGUGUGAGAAGGCACAGGCGAACCUUGAGAGAGGGGUCUAUGCAGAAGGCGUUUUGAACCCGGUGAAGGAGAAUGGAGUUGCUUUUUAUCAGCAGAAAGUCAGGGAGUCUGUCUAUCGGCAACAUGCCGAGGAAGAGGCUGAGAAGGAUAGAGGAGAUAAAGUUGCUCAGGUGGCGGAAGUUAAUGGCACGGCAAGCGUGGUAGUAGCUACAUAG